CCCGCAUCUGUCUUUCGGCACCACGUUCCAUUCAUUUGUUUGUUGCUUUGAAUCAUUUGUAUUUUUUUUUUUCUCUGGAAAAAUGGAGAAUACCAGUCUCACUGGAUUGUUGAAGAAAGCUGCAGCCGAGUUCCCGAACAAGAGAGCUAUUUCUGUUUCUGGAAAACUAGACCUCACACACGCUCAAUUGCAACAACUCAUCGAUUAUGCUGCUUCUCUUCUUAUCGCCGCCGGCAUUAAGCCCGGCGAUGUUGUCGCUCUCACUUUCCCUAACACCGUCGAGUUUGUGGUAAUGUUUUUGGCGGUUAUUCGGUGUAGAGCCACCGCAGCGCCGCUGAAUGCGGCUUACACAGCGGAGGAGUUUGAGUUCUAUCUCUCCGACUCAGAAUCGAGGCUUCUCUUAACACCACAAGAUGGCAAUAAAGCAGCUCAAGCCGCGGCUUCCAAGCUCACCAUCCCUCACUUGACCGCCACCCUUCGCGACUCUGAUUCUAAGAUUAGAUUAUCAUCAUCCACCGACGCCGAGCCAAAUCCUGACGCCGUCGCUCAGCUCGUCAAUAACUCGUCCGACGUGGCACUCUUCCUGCAUACCUCCGGCACAACAAGCCGCCCGAAAGGAGUCCCCUUGACUCAAUUCAAUCUGGCUUCCUCUGUUUUGAAUAUUAUAUCGGUGUAUAAACUCUCCGACUCAGACUCCACCGUUAUCGUGUUGCCCUUGUUUCACGUGCACGGUUUACUGGCUGGAUUACUCAGCUCACUCGGCGCUGGAGGCGCCGUCACUCUCCCCGCAGCAGGCCGUUUCUCUGCUUCAACGUUUUGGUCAGACAUGACCUCAUACAAAGCAACAUGGUACACGGCGGUCCCCACAAUACAUCAAAUCGUCCUCGACCGCCAUGAAAACAAGCCCGAGCCUACUUAUCCCAAGCUGAGGUUUGUAAGAAGCUGCAGCGCCUCUUUGGCGCCGAGUAUAUUGUCCAGGCUAGAGGAGGCGUUUGGGGCGCCGGUGCUUGAGGCUUACGCAAUGACUGAGGCGUCCCAUUUGAUGUGUUCCAACCCGUUACCCCAAGAGGGUCCUCACAAGGCCGGCUCAGUUGGGAAACCAGUGGGACAGGAAAUGGCUAUUCUGGAUGAGCAGGGUCAUAUACAAGCGGCUGGUGAAAAAGGGGAAGUCUGCAUCAGGGGACCAAAUGUGACCAAGGGUUAUAAAAAUAAUCCUGAAGCCAACAAGACGGCCUUUCAAUUCGGCUGGUUCCACACAGGAGAUGUGGGGUUUUUUGAUUCUGAUGGAUAUUUACAUUUGGUGGGUCGGAUCAAGGAGCUCAUCAACCGGGGAGGCGAGAAAAUAUCACCUAUUGAAGUGGAUGCAGUUCUUCAGUCACAUCCAGAUAUUGCUCAAGCUGUUGCCUUUGGAGUUCCUGAUGAUAAAUAUGGUGAAGAGAUUAAUUGUGCAGUGAUUCCAAGGGAAGGAUCAAACAUAGAUGAGCAAGAGGUACUGCGAUUCUGUAAGACAAAUCUCGCAAGUUUCAAAGUCCCCAAGAAGGUUUUUAUCACUGAAUCGGUUCCAAGGACUGCUACUGGUAAGAUCCAGCGCCGUAUUGUAGCAGAGCAUUUCUUAGCUCAAGUCUCCACAGCUAAGGUUCCCAAGUUUGGAGCUUAAGCAACCAGUUGUGUAAAAAAAAUUCAAUAUACUAGAAAGUUUAUUAUAAAUGUGGUAUAAUUAUUUUGUUUUCCAAGAUAUUGAUUUAGUGACUAAACUAAAUGAGAAAAUCUCUGGGUCUGGUAAUUUUCUUUCUCA
Mangifera indica (mango) is the source of this 1795-nucleotide messenger RNA. RefSeq names its product probable CoA ligase CCL9. The coding region runs from base 83 to 1657 and encodes 524 amino acids. Gene Ontology annotation, molecular function: medium-chain fatty acid-CoA ligase activity. The transcript is spliced from 4 exons. Gene Ontology annotation, biological process: fatty acid metabolic process. The record is from RefSeq and is a predicted model, not a curated record. Lineage: Eukaryota; Viridiplantae; Streptophyta; Magnoliopsida; Sapindales; Anacardiaceae.